UUUGCAUCACCCAGGCUCGGAGCCGGAGCCGGGCUCGCGGCGUCCCCGGGACACUCGCAGCGGAAGCGGGGAAGGCUCUGCACGCAUCGACGGGGCGCGACCUAGACGUGGGGCACGAGAUCGGCCGCAGCCGAGCGGACCGCGUUCCCCCUGCCGGUGCCCGGGCGGCUCGGAUCCUAGGCGGCGCCGGGACCCGCGCGGGGCGCCAGCACGAGAUGCAAGCCACCCCUCUCGCUGCUCCUGCUGGUCCCCACUCCAGAAAGAAGGGGUUGGAGUCCAGUGAUGACUUAGAUACUGAUUGUCCUAUCGUGAAACGAGCUCGGAGUAGACCCCAGCCUGGGCUGCCAACCUGCCCACUGUCCCUGAGCCCACCGCCUGGUCCAGACGGUGCACCUGCCAUAGCCCCUGCCUCCCAGCUGGGACCUUAUAUCCUCCUGGAGCCUGAGGAGGGUGGGCGGGCCCACCGGGCCCUGCACAGCCCCACAGGUCUGGAGUACACCUGCAAGGUGUACCCGGUCUGUGAGGCCCGGUCUGUUCUGGAGCCCUACGCACAGCUGCCCCCCAGCCAGCUUGUGGCCCGGCCCGUUGAGGUCCUACGGGGCCCUCAGCUCUACGUCUUUUUCUCUCGGACCUGUGGGGACAUGCACAGCCUGGUGCGCAGGCGCCGCCGCAUCCCCGAGCCCGAGGCCGCUGCGCUCUUCCGUCAGAUGGCCACCGCAGUGGCGCACUGCCACCAGCACGGCCUGGUCCUGCGCGACCUCAAGCUGCGACGCUUUGUCUUCACCAACUGGGAGAGGACCAAGCUAGUACUGGAAAACCUGGAAGAUGCCUGUGUGCUGACCGGGCCAGACGACUCUCUGCGGGACAAGCAUGCGUGUCCAGCCUACGUGGGACCUGAGAUCCUCAGCUCCAGGACAUCCUAUUCCGGCAAGGCAGCAGAUAUCUGGAGCCUGGGUGUGGCCCUCUUCACCAUGUUGGCUGGCCACUACCCCUUCCAAGACUCAGAGCCUAUCCUGCUUUUUGGCAAGAUCCGCCGUGGGGCCUUUGCGCUGCCUGAGGACCUCUCAGCCCCGGCCCGCUGCCUGGUCCGCUGCCUCCUUCGGCGGGAGCCAGCAGAGCGACUCACAGCCCUGGGCAUCCUGCUGCACCCAUGGCUGCGAGACGACCCCAUCCGCUUGGUCCCAUCCCGAUCCGGCCACUGCGAGGCUGACCAGGUGGUCCCUGAUGGACCACGGCUGGAGGAGGCUGAGGAGGAGGUGGGCGAAGGAGAGCUGAGUCUCUAUGGCUAGGGCCACUGUAGUAGAUGCUGAGCUUCCAACAGCAGGCUGAGUUUGGGGGUCUUCCAGCUUCCUCUUGCCUCUUUGGAAUGAACCAAACCUAAGUGCCUUGUGGGAGGGACAAAGGGGAGCAGGUGUGCUACGGGCGCACCUGUGCUCUUCCACCCACGUUUUAGCUGGGGUGCUGUGUGUGUGUGUACGGCUUGUUUUGUGUGCUGGGAAAAUAGCAGUAAGCAAGGGAAACAAGACUCCCAGCUGGCAGAGCUGGCAUGUGCCACAAGACUGGCAUGGCACACUUCAUACCAGGGUCAUCCUUCACGUGUGCUGUGCCAGACCCUGCUGACAUAGCACAGUCCUCUCAUGACAACCUAGCUGCCUGGGAUCUAGCACCUUUCACAGAAAGAGCAGCUCUGUGCCAAAGGCUGCAGGCCUGACCCUGCAACUCAAUACUGUGAACGUGGGUCAGGCCGGAGCUGGCCUUCUUCAGCUCUGGCUUCCCAUCAAGACUUUCUUUGGAGCUGGGCGCCGGUGCUCAUACCUGUAAUCCUAGCUACUCAGGAGGCUGAGA
Messenger RNA from Dipodomys ordii (Ord's kangaroo rat), 1845 nucleotides. RefSeq names its product tribbles pseudokinase 3 (gene Trib3). Bases 216 to 1289 code for a protein of 357 amino acids. Gene Ontology annotation, biological process: positive regulation of proteasomal ubiquitin-dependent protein catabolic process; regulation of MAP kinase activity; protein phosphorylation. The record is from RefSeq and is a predicted model, not a curated record. Gene Ontology annotation, cellular component: nucleus. The transcript has 4 exons. Gene Ontology annotation, molecular function: protein kinase activity; mitogen-activated protein kinase kinase binding; ATP binding. Lineage: Eukaryota; Metazoa; Chordata; Mammalia; Rodentia; Heteromyidae.